Gambusia affinis (western mosquitofish) is the source of this 2243-nucleotide messenger RNA. RefSeq lists its product as uncharacterized. NCBI's taxonomy places the organism in Eukaryota, Metazoa, Chordata, Actinopteri, Cyprinodontiformes, Poeciliidae. The coding region runs from base 45 to 971 and encodes 308 amino acids. The record is from RefSeq and is a predicted model, not a curated record. The transcript has 7 exons.
ACGAUGUCACACUGGUAGGAGUUUCCAAAGCUGUAGCGUAUAUAAUGACUGACAGACAAGAGCCAGACAGAAUCCAGACUUACUGGGAGACUGAGCAGACAACAGUCUACAUCUCACCAACCUUGGAAGCAGAAAGCCAGAGAUAUCAGCAGGGAAACCCAAAGAUGAAUACAUCUCCAGCUGAACUACAGGAGCGCUACAACGAGGAGGGCUUCCUCUCACCGCUGCCCGUGCUGGACGAGACAGAGCUGAGGGAGGCCAGGGAGGCUUUCGCUAAGCUGGAGGAGGAAUUUGGUACAGAGUACACACAGUACAGCCUCCACAAUGUUCAUCUUCAGUACCCCUGGGUGAUGAACUUGACCAAACAUCCCCGCAUCCUGCAAGUGAUCCAAGCCAUCCUGGGACCCGACGUCAUUCUGCUGGACUCUCGAUUUAUCUGUAAAUACCCGACAGUCAAACCAACCAAACUCCAGGAGAGCAAAACAGAUCAAAGCAAACCUGAUGGAGACGAUGAGCUUCCUUAUGUGGCCUGGCACCAGGAUAUGAGGUACUGGGGUAUUGCUGGUGGACCUGUUCUGUCUGUGUGGCUUGCUCUUGAUGAUUCACAAAAAGACAACGGAGUCCUUCAGGUCAUCCCAGGAAGUCACUGCUCUGGCAUGUUGCUCCAUCGCCAAGCAACCCGCCCUGGAAACCUACUGUCAGUCAACCAGGAGAUCCCAGAGGAGCUGGUGCGGGUGGACGAAGCUGUACUUUGUCCUCUGAAAGCCGGACAGAUGUCGAUUCAUGAUGGACUUCUUGUCCAUGCAAGUGAUGCCAACACUUCCCAAAGGAGGCGCUGUGGCUUUGUGAUCCGUUAUGUUCCCACCUAUGCCUACCCCACUGAGGAUCCUGAUCGUCCCAGGAAAUUUCAUGCAACAGAGUUGGUUUGUGGGGUGGACCAGUUCCACCAUUUCUCCAACAAAAGCACAUGAAGGAUAAGUGAAGACUUCACAACAACUGCUUUAACAUCUCAUUUAAUAAAUCCAAUGUCUUAGUUUUUUAUAUGGAAUUAUGUAUGUGGACUAUAAUACAUCACUGACAUCAUUGUCUUGUUAACUUAUUAUUUCAACCUGCUAAUGCAUGUUUAAAAAUGAUUAAAAGAAGAAAAAUAAAAUGUUGAAAAUCUCAUUUUCUUUUCUUAAAUCACAUUUUUGUUCCUUCACAUGUGCAUGUGGUUUAAAAUUCAGUAAAUUUACGGAACUCUAGCCUUGAAGACAAAGGCAGUUGAAAAAAUACAUAAUUGAGUACAAACGUCCAGGUAGCUUCAAAAUUAAACCAACAGCACAGAGAAUGGCCAGACAGAAGAAGAAUCAUCUACACUUCUGCAUGUUGCUAUUGUGAUAUAUUAUAUUAUUUACAUGUUAAAAUAAUCUGAUCAUGGUAUCAAGUUUCUACACAUAGAAAUACAAUUUAAUUUACAUGCUCCACUUUCACAGAACAGUACUUUAUUAGAGAUAUUUUAGUAGCAUAUAUAGGCUUUAAAAUUCAGAAAUGCUUUGGAACACACUCGACACACUGUAAGAAUAUUUUGAAUAGUAUAAUAAUAUUUUUUGUCCCCACAGAUUGAAAAGAGAAGGCGCUCUAGAGUCACCUCAUGUCUAACUGUGCAUGUCCCAGUUAGACAUGCACAGUUAGCUGUGCAUGUUUGGUGUGUACUUUCACCACCACUCUGUUAAAGUAUCCAUAGUAAAAUUAAGAAAUGUUUACAACAAUGCAGAUUUUCAAAGAUUUUUCAUGCUACAACAACUUGGGAAAGUGCGUUUGUUGACUCAAUUCUUGGUCAAUUUGACCAUAUGCUUUGAAUAGUUAUUGUGGUUGAGCCUCAAGUCUUUUUUGUGUUUUUUUUUUUUUUUUUUUUUUGAGAAUGGCUUAUUUUAGUGGUUAUGUUUUUCAUAUUCAUCUCUUAUUUCAUGACUGUCCCACUAGACAUAUAGAUAUUCUAAUGGUUGUUUGGAAGCCUGAUUAAUCUAAAAGAGCACUCUACAACUUUUUACUUUCCUCACGUUGCAUGUGGUGGCAACAUCAAUGUGUCCAGUCUUGUGUAAUAUUUCCAGCUUUUUUAAAGUUUUCAUUUGGUGCUAAUCCAAUGACUGCAAGUCUAGGUGGAAGAUUUCUACCUGACUGGAACAGGAAGUCAUGAAUUAUUGAUUUAAAGAUCCUAGACACUGAGAUGAUGCAAUGUAAAGACAUGUUUCCACAACUAU